Messenger RNA from Arthroderma uncinatum, 2409 nucleotides. RefSeq lists its product as uncharacterized. Bases 1 to 2409 code for a protein of 802 amino acids. The transcript has a single exon. The record is from RefSeq and is a predicted model, not a curated record. Lineage: Eukaryota; Fungi; Ascomycota; Eurotiomycetes; Onygenales; Arthrodermataceae.
AUGAACCUCACCUGGCCUUCUGCCGUCAGUUAUAGCCGUGCUGAUAUCUGUCUUCAUGACACGGGUGUUUCCUCUUUACCGGAAGUCAAAGAUACCCUCACGCUAGGGAAGCACGAAGGUCUUGAUAGCUUCCCCGAGACUACGGCUGAAAACGAGAUCAGGCUUCUGCGUUUGCUGCCUGAUCAGGAUGAUGGUCCGAUCCAUGGAGAUCUACAGGUCUCAUCUUUGAAAAGCGCCUCACCUCCAUCUUACCAGGCCCUGUCGUAUACUUCGUCUGAUGAGCCUGGUGAUACGCCAACGAGGAACUGCCCUGUAUAUAUUGGCCCGUACUGGGAUAUCAUUUAUGUGACAAAGAACUGCGAAGAUGGGCUUCGAGCUAUUCGAUAUCAGGGUACGGAGCUACCUGUUUGGGUUGACUCGGUUUGCAUAAACCAGCAAGAUGCCGCCGACAAGACGCAACAGGUCGGCUUAAUGAACGAUAUUUAUGCAAAGGCAUUCCAGGUGACAGUAUUUGUCGGAAACCCUUCUCCAGAUAGCGACAGGGCCCUUAAACUCCUAAACCUAUUUGCGAAUGGAUCGCUGGUGUCCAGCCGGGUGGCGGCCACUGAGGAGAAAUCGCAAACCGCUCUUAAAUCUCUUUUCCAGCGUCGUUGUUUUUCAAGGCUAUGGGUUAGUCAUGAAACUGUUGCUGCUAGCCGCCUUGAAAUACUCUGUGGUCAGCGCUCGGGGACUUGCCCAUGUUGGUCUUCUCUGCCCAACGUCUUACGCAACUGUGUUCCGCCCUGGCUGUUUAAGUUGUGGAAAGAAGAUAUACGUACGGAUAUUUCCGGCAUACUGCACCAUGCUAUCACACAUGAAUGCUCAGACCCUCGUGAUAAGAUAUUUGCGGGUCUUGGUCUUCUAAACGAGUCGGAGAUUAGCCCAGACUAUAAUCUUCCUGUCGAGGUUAUAUAUACAGGAAUCACUGCAUACCUCUUAAAGAAUCGUCUUGACUUUCGGCCGCUAAAUUUGCUCGGAACCGGCAGCCGGCGUCCUAACUUACCGUCUUGGGUUCCUGACUGGUCUCAGCCCCUAGACCCGUCCGUUCGUGUUGAUUUGGAGUUCAAUACAAAGAUAGACAACGGGACAGAGCACCCCUUUUGUGUGUAUUUUCCUUUCUCGUUUGAUACCUGGUCACUGCCGCGGUCUUGGUCUGGACAUGCGAUAGAUAUUGACGCAAAUGGGUCGCUGGUUAUCCCUGCACUCAAGAUAUGCGAUAUUUCUCCCACGGAUAAAGUGCUUGUGGGUCCCGAUCAUCAACUUGUUAUAGCGUUAGAUCGGAGUCACCAUGGCACCAUAUUGGUUUCUCAAAUGGACAAGGAAUACCAAAUAGGGACCGAUUCGAUAUUCCACCUACAUGGAUUUGACCGCCCAGUUAUCCUCAGAUCUCAUACUGGGACGAACACAUAUUCGUUCGUGUCAAUUUGCGGUAUAUCCCUAUCACGGCCUGCAAACGGGGAGAAAUGGUACAUUCCCUGUGAUAUAGAUGAAAGUAACGUCGCCGAGAUACAUGCAAGGCUUUCUGAAGAGGAAUGCACAAACAUUCUGGCUUUCCACGCUAGACUGUUGGAAUUAUGUGGAGCCGAGCGAGCAGGCACUUCUGGGGACAUGGGCGUUGACCAAACUAGCUUUGCGAGGCUCGCAUUUCUUGAUUUCAGCAUUCUCGCAUCGGCAAAUUUCAGAGCAAUGGAGUCAAGGUUAAGAGAUAAUUGGCGUGCAAUGCAUGAAAAGCUCCGGUGGAUGUUCCGCGACCAAGCUGCCGUCUGGAAAUUCAUUCAGGAUAUGGAUCAGGGAAACCAAGAGGAAAUUUCAGGCAAAGACACAAUGGCAAUUAGGCAACAAAGAAGAGUGAAGAUCAACUAUACGAUGGAGUUCCCGGCUGAAUACUCUUGGGACAUUCGGCGAUUUUGCUGGUCCUUUUUACGACCUGCAACCGCGGCCCCGAAAGCAUCGGAUGACUCUUGGAACCCAGUAUACAAGGCAUUAAAGUAUCAUAUUGCCGAUAUUCAAUCAUGGGCAAAAGCAACCGAAGAAUUAAUGAAUGCCAUUGACUUUUCACGGAUGGUGUUGGGUAGCAGAUGGGACGUUUUCCCCGGAAUAGGUCUCCCAGGAAAGUGGCGUUCGAGAUGGGAAAAUUUUUCCAAGGCAAGAGGAGCAGGCGGUUACUUGCCAGCAAGCGAGGCGUCUAACCCGGAGUGUUACUGGGACUGGUCAGAAUUUGAGCACUGCCUGGAACAAAGGGAAAGGCUAUUGGAUCAAACCCCCCCUCCGUCGUUGACCGCGACUGAGAACUAUAGGGUGAAAUCGCAUAUGCUAUUCAAGAUAUUGGGUAUGCAGUUAGAUCCCAUAUCAACUGUCAAAAUUGUCUAG